Messenger RNA from Esox lucius (northern pike), 2162 nucleotides. It is a transcript of the gene p2ry8, whose product is annotated as P2Y receptor family member 8. Gene Ontology annotation, biological process: phospholipase C-activating G protein-coupled receptor signaling pathway; positive regulation of Rho protein signal transduction. The transcript has 3 exons. NCBI's taxonomy places the organism in Eukaryota, Metazoa, Chordata, Actinopteri, Esociformes, Esocidae. The record is from RefSeq and is a predicted model, not a curated record. The coding region runs from base 16 to 1173 and encodes 385 amino acids. Gene Ontology annotation, cellular component: membrane. Gene Ontology annotation, molecular function: G protein-coupled receptor activity.
GGCAUUCACAAAAACAUGGCUCACUUCCUCUUUUUACAGUACUGUGACCUGCUAUGUUACAGUAUCAGCAUAUCCAUUCUUCAACCGACUCUCUCUGGUGCAAGUCUGUACAUCAGCAGUGGUCUGUAUGAAGUUCUUCUCACCAUGAGUAACAGCACCAAACUGGACAACGCCACCCUGUCCAUGUUCCUGAACAAAAAAGCUAGCACAACGAUCUCCAUCAUUUACAUGGUGGUCACAGUAAUCAACAUGACCGGAAAUGGCCUUUCCAUGUGGCUCCUCCUUUUUCGUACCACACCCAAAACUCCCUCCAUCAUCUUUAUGAUCAACCUGACCCUGACUGACUUGGCCUUGGGGCUCGUCUUGCCAUAUCAGAUAAUUUACCAAAUGAAUGGGUAUAAUUGGACCCUUGGUUCGGGAAUGUGCAGGCUUCUAACCAUCAUAUUCUAUGCCAACAUGUACUGCUCCAUUCUAACUAUGACUGCCAUCAGUGUGGACCGGUACCUGGGCAUCUGUAGGCCCAUGCUCUUCCGUAACAGGAGGGAACGGAAGGAGAUUGCUGUGAUUGUCUGCCUGAUCAUGUGGACAGUCGUCCUAUUGGUCCUCUACCCACUUAUGUCAACCGACCUGACAUUCUCUGUUCCGGAACUCGGGAUUAUCACCUGCUUUGAUGUUCUGAAGAGGAACAUGCUGCCGUCCUUGGCAGCCUGGGCUGCCUUCCUCUUUACAAUGUUUGUCAUCCUCUUCCUCAUACCAUUCUGCAUCACUGUGUUCUGCUAUGUCGGCAUCAUACACAAGCUGACCCGAGUAUCUAAGACCGACCAGAAGGAGAAGGCAAUACGCCUCGCCGUCACCGUCCUAGUGGUCUACAUGCUCUGCUUCACUCCUAACAACAUCUUCCUCCUGGCUCACACCAUCCGUAGGCUCUUCUAUGGGGACUCCCUCUACAUGGCCUACAAGCUGACUCUUUCCCUCAGUUGUCUCAACAGCUGCCUCGAUCCCUUCAUCUACUACUUUGCCUCCAAGGAGUUCCGUCAGAAGCUGAGGCAGAUGCUAAGGCUGAGAACGCUAAGCAGUGUGGACACGACGUUAGACCCCCACAGAGAGAGCAUCUACUCUGCACAGUAUGUGUCCAAUGGCCAGGGAGAACAGGUCAGGAUCUGUUCAACUUAACAACGUGCUCUGUUAAGCACACAUGACAGUCAAAAUGACAUGAAGCAAUACCCUCUAUUGGGUCAAUUGACAUUUCAUAAGAAUGUAUGUUUUUGGGUUGUUAUAUUUAGACUCAGUAAGUAAAGAGGGCAGAUGGUGCUUCUCCAUUUCAAAAGUUGGAAACAAUAGUAUUAUUUAUUUUUUAAGCGACUGUUGUAAUUUGCAGUCAGAGUGUUGGGGAUUUUCUGCAGCAUGUUUGUUUUGCAUUCAAACAACCAAAAUGCCCUUGCCUAUGGGGUAAAAUACCCCCCAGGGGUAGAUACGAUCCCUCCAAAAUAAGAUAUGAGCGGGAAAGAAAAUUAACUUCCUGACAACAAUCUUGUCUUCUUUUUUACAUCACAUGACAUUUCAUUGACAUCAAGAAUCUUGACACAUUUUCCAGUUCACAUUUUAAGAGGCAUGAUUCUCCCCUAAUUUCCUCUGGGUGUGAAUUACAUGAAUUGCAACCAGUUCCUUAUUAUGUCAAAAAAAGGGUUUUCCGUCUAACUAACCUGGUAAAGGACAACGACCACAACAAUGGAUCUGCCAGAUUUGUGAAUUAUUCAAAGUGCAUUCCCUUUGUUGAAAGCACUUUGUUAUAGCUAUAAGGCAUUAAUAAAUAGCUUACUAAUAAUUAAUGAAUCAUCACUCCAGCCUUUUUAAGUGUUAGUAGCAUCUAUGAACUUGUGUACAUACAUACAUGUGUUUAAACAAUUAUUAAAGUAUUUUUCUGUGAUUAAUAAUGCUCCUCAUUAGUAUUGUAACUAAUAAACCACUUAGUAAUUGUUAAUAAUAAAUAUAUUUUUAUUCAGAAAAUCCUAAUUAAUUUUCAGUCUGUUUUGCAGUAACAAUUUAGGGUAGUGAGGGCCAUUUGAGGCUUCAUUAGCGUUAUUUUAGCACCAGGAUAAUAUGCUGGCAGCUCUCAAAUUUUCUUUAUCACAAUAAAAGCCAUCAUUGAAAUUUACAAGGCA